CCGGACUUGAUGCAUUUGUGAUGCAUGAUUUACACUCAAACUCACGUGAUCUCGAUCACAGGUCUAUAUAGAUUUGAGACCAAAUGCGAUUACCAUUUAACUUUAAGAGGCGCCAUUGAAGGGAAUUGAGCAGCCCUAAAUUUUAACGUGUAACUGCACAUAUAUGGCGUUCGCCCAUCUUAUUACUUUCUCAGACAUAUCAUGUCGUCCCCAGGCCCUACCCUUCAACAGACGGAAGUCGCGGACAUAACCCUCACGGUUGUGGCUGUCCUUGUCACAUCCUUCCGCUUGUGUAUUCGUGUGCGGCAGAAGCGUCUGGGGAUCGACGAUGCAUGGGCGGCCCUCGCCAUGAUAUUCGACUUUCUACUAUUAAUCUCCGAUUGCUUAUAUCUCCAAGAUUACGGAUCGCACAAUUCUUUUAUGCAAGUUGUAUGGUCAUCGAAGUUAUCCAUGUUGUUUACCAUUGUGCGACUCACAAUCCCGGGAAUCUUUAGGAAAUUUCUUAUGUGCGCUGUCGGUACCUUCGGCGCUAUAUGGGCUCUCCUUUUUGCACAACUGUGGUGGAUUUGUGAAACUCAGCCCAACUGGAAAUCACAAUCACAUCCGCAGUGCGAUCUCGGCAGACGUGUUGCAAUCACGCAGAUGAUCACCGACGUUCUUGCGGACUGUUUUCUCAUCGUUGCUCCAUUUUUCCUCAUUUACAAAGUCAGAUUGUCAAAGACGCAAAAAGUCCGGAUACUAUCUGUCUUCUCUACGUCAGCAAUCACCACAAUCGUCAGUCUUACCCAUGCAUAUUACAUCUUCGCUGGUGGAGGACUUAAGGAGGUUAUGGCUGCUAUAGUUGAGGCUUCCGUGUCUCUAAUCGUUGCGAACUUGAGCGUGGUCGUCGCGUUCAUCUUCCGUAUAAGUUUAGAUGAGGAUUCACCAUCCAAUCCGACGCCCAUCAUAACUUUUGGCGGACAGCAUAGGACACGCAUGGCUGCAACUCGCAUAGCUGUUGAAACCACCACGAUCGUACUGGAAGAUCUCUCCAACUCUCGUCUCCGUUCCAUGAAAACAAGCGAUGACGACGACGUUACUUUACACAACAACAGGGAGCCAAAGCAGACGAAGGAAUGGUGUUAG
Messenger RNA from Suillus subalutaceus, 1125 nucleotides. RefSeq lists its product as uncharacterized. The coding region runs from base 202 to 1125 and encodes 307 amino acids. The transcript is spliced from 7 exons. Lineage: Eukaryota; Fungi; Basidiomycota; Agaricomycetes; Boletales; Suillaceae. The record is from RefSeq and is a predicted model, not a curated record.